This is a messenger RNA of Didymella exigua CBS 183.55, 654 nucleotides long. RefSeq lists its product as uncharacterized. The transcript has a single exon. Lineage: Eukaryota; Fungi; Ascomycota; Dothideomycetes; Pleosporales; Didymellaceae. The record is from RefSeq and is a predicted model, not a curated record. The coding region runs from base 1 to 654 and encodes 217 amino acids.
AUGAAGCCAACGGCCAUCCUCUCCCUCUCCCUCGCGGCAAUAACCACUACAGCGGCUGCCUCCAAUGUCCACGCAGCCGCCGACCUCAUCGUGCGCGCCAUAGAUCCUGUCACCAUGGACCCUACCAAGUUCUCCGUUCUCUCGGUGCUCAAAACGGCAAUGCCUACUCCGACCGGCACAGCCACCGACAUCGUCCUGCCGACCGGCGACGUCACCCCACAGUGGUACAAAGACCUUCCCGCUGACGUGAUGGUGCUGUUGGCGCAGAUGUAUCCCACGACUCCUACUGCUGCGGUAAGUGAGACUGCUGCGCUGGCUAUGAAUGACUCCUCAUCUUCGAUACAGGAUCCGACUGCGUCUCAGACCACGCUUACCAGGACGUUGGAAAUUGCUAGUGCCACACUCAGCGCUACUGCAUAUGGCACUGGUUCAUCGAAUAGCAGUGGUGUCGCCUCCGCCGGUUCACUGUUUUCCAACACCACAAGGAUCACGGGCGGGCCAACUGCUACUGUGAAUGGUACUAUGGUCCCUACUGGGAAGCCUGGCCUAGCUCUGUCUGGCAAGUCGGUUGGUAUUAAGAACACUAUUGGCACGGGAGUGUUAUCUGCGGUCAUGGGGUUGAGUGUUGCGGCUGCCUUCUGUCUGUUCGCCUAG